Messenger RNA from Limulus polyphemus (Atlantic horseshoe crab), 1862 nucleotides. Its product is annotated as histidine--tRNA ligase, cytoplasmic-like. Gene Ontology annotation, cellular component: mitochondrion; cytoplasm. The record is from RefSeq and is a predicted model, not a curated record. Gene Ontology annotation, biological process: mitochondrial translation; tRNA aminoacylation for protein translation. The coding region runs from base 23 to 1300 and encodes 425 amino acids. Lineage: Eukaryota; Metazoa; Arthropoda; Merostomata; Xiphosura; Limulidae. Gene Ontology annotation, molecular function: ATP binding; aminoacyl-tRNA ligase activity. The transcript is spliced from 11 exons.
AAUCUUAAGUGUAACUCGCCACAUGGUCAAGAUGGCCGACUCUGAUAGAGCUGUGUUGCUUGAAUCUAUUAAACUGCAGGGUGAUGUUAUAAGAAAUAUGAAAACCCAAAAAGCCGAAAAAGAAAAGAUUGAUCGAGAAGUUGCUAAGCUUUUAGAGAUGAAAGCUAUUUUAGGUGAGGAGGGAGGACCACAAAAAUUCACGUUAAAAACUCCAAAGAUUGACACUCCUGUUUUUGAAUUAAAGGAAACAUUAACUGGUAAAUAUGGAGAAGACAGCAAGUUGAUAUAUGACUUAGCUGACCAAGGAGGAGAGAUUCUCUCACUUCGAUACGAUCUUACAGUUCCAUUUGCACGUUACUUAGCUAUGAACAAGGUUACAAAUUUAAAAAGAUAUCACAUUGGAAAGGUUUACAGGAGAGAUAAUCCUUCUAUGGCUCGAGGUCGUUACAGAGAAUUCUAUCAGUGUCUUGACUUUCAACAGGUUAACCACAGGCAGAUUCUCGAUGGAUUGUUUGAAGUUUGUGGAGUUCCAUCAGAAAUGUUCAGAACCAUCUGUUCCUCUGUAGAUAAACUGGACAAGGUUUUUUUGUUUCUAUCAGGUGGAUCUAAUCUUAUUGAAGAACUCCUUGGUGGACAGCUGUCACAAAAUAAGCGAGCAAAAGAAGGUUUAGAGGCUAUGAAACUCUUUUUUAGAUACUGUGAUAUCUAUGGAAUAUCAGAUAAGAUUCUGUUUGACCUGAGUCUUGCUCGAGGACUGGACUAUUAUACUGGAAUCAUAUAUGAGGCUAUCUUGAAAGGUUAUAGUAGUUCCACCAGUGCUGAUAAUGGAGAGGUUGUUAGUGUAGGAAGUGUUGCCGGUGGAGGACGCUAUGACAAUCUAGUUGGAAUGUUUGAUUCUAAGCAUAGAAACGUACCGUGUGUAGGAGUGAGUAUUGGAGUAGAACGAAUAUUUUCAAUCAUGGAAGCUCUUGUCCAGGCGGGAUCUAAGAAGGUGAGAACCACCGAAACUGAUGUGUUUGUUGCUUCAGCUCAGAAGAAUAUGGUGGAAGAAAGAAUGAAAUUGUGCAGGGAACUGUGGGAUGCUGGGAUUAAGACAGAGCAGUCUUAUAAAUCAAACCCGAAGUUACUAGCUCAGUUACAGUUCUGUGAAGAGAGAGCCAUUCCACUUGCUGUUGUAAUUGGUCAAUCUGAACUUGAGAAGGGGGUGGUAAAACUUAGAUUUGUGGAGACUCGGAAAGAGAUUGAAGUGGAAAGAAUCAAACUCCCUGAUGAAAUCAAAAACCUUAUUAAAGCUCUCUGACUUAGAUCCAAGGUUAAUUUAUAGAACUAUUUGUGGAACAGAUGUUGAACCAAGGUGAUAUUGUAUAUUUGAGGAAGUUAUUUAUCUUUGUUUCCUUUGCAAAAUUUUCAUUUACAAUAAAGAGGAAACAACUUGUACAGUACUUUCAGAUGGUUGUUUUUUUUAUAAAUACAGUCAUCUCAGAGAAUUGCUGUUAUGUAUUUGUUACAGGUAUAUUUAACCAUUUCAUAACAUUCAGUGGUGUAACAAUUUUACACGGUGCAGUGUUUUGAUUCAUGAUUAUCAAUUUUGUGUUUCCCUAGUUAUAGCUUUGAUAUAAUUUUGUCAUCUUGCCCCCAUCAGUAUUAUAUCUUGCAGAUAUCUAUAUUUGGACUUUGUUUUUUUUGUGAAAUGAAAAUUUUCUUUUUUGAUUUAAUAAAAACUAAGGAUAGAAUAAGUAUCUGAUCCGACAGGAUGUUGAUUUUGAGAUAAAUUAUUUCACUAUCCGAUCUGACAGGAUGUUAAUUUUGAGAUAAAUUAUAUCAUAUCCGAUCUGACAGGAUGUUAAUUUUGAGAUAAAUUA